Molecule: messenger RNA, 1463 nt
Organism: Gossypium raimondii (Peruvian cotton)
Lineage: Eukaryota; Viridiplantae; Streptophyta; Magnoliopsida; Malvales; Malvaceae
Product: probable jasmonic acid carboxyl methyltransferase 2
Exons: 4
Coding region: 360-1394 (344 amino acids)
Biological process (GO): methylation
Molecular function (GO): S-adenosylmethionine-dependent methyltransferase activity
Source: RefSeq, a predicted model, not a curated record
GUAAAAAAGAAAUUGGAGUUAACUAAGAGCCUUAAUUAGUUUUCCAUUUUUUUUUCAAAGUAUAGCAAUGAAGGUAGAGCAAGUUCUUCACAUGAAUGGAGGAGUGGGCGAAUAUAGCUAUGUCAAAAAUUCUUCUCUUCAAGAGGUCUAAAGCAGCAAUUUUUAAUUGAGGGGGUCCCUUGCCUGCUCCUCCCUUCUCCCCGGUCUUCUAGUCUUAUUGGAUCUCAGAAGACAAGCUCUUCCAACACUGUUUUUCCUACGUCCACAUGACUUGAACCUGAGGUCUUAGUGAGUUUCUUUGAUAUAUAUAUAUACACUUUAUCCUUUUUGUUCUUGGGUUUCAGGGGACAGUGAUAUCAAUGGUGAAGCCAAUGCUUGAAGAAACCAUAACAGAGCUUUGCAGUGCGAUGCUGCCUGGUGCAGAUUGCUUGAAGGUUGCAGAUUUGGGUUGUUCGGCUGGACCCAAUUCUCUUUUAGUGGUGUCUGAAAUCAUAGACACCAUUGACGAAACUUGCCGAAGGUUGAAGCAUCCACCGCCAUGUUUACAAGCAUUCUUGAAUGAUCUUCCUGGUAAUGAUUUCAACGCCAUUUUUAAGUACUUGUUGCCGAGCUUUUACGACAGAUUGGAGAUAGAGAAAGGCAACAAGUUUGCUAUAAACAAAUGCUUCGUUGCGGGAGUUGCUGGGUCUUUCUAUGGCAGGCUUUUUCCUCCUAAUAGCUUGCACUUUGUUCAUUCUUCUUAUGCCAUUAUGUGGAUCUCCAAGGCACCAAAGGAGUUGGUUACCAAAGCAGGAACAGCAUUGAACAAGGACAACAUUUGUGUAGCCAAAACAAGCCCUCAUGCAGUGUUUGAAGCAUACUUGGAUCAAUUCAAAAGAGAUUUCACAUUGUUUCUAAGGUGUCGAGCCGGUGAGAUUGUCCCCAAUGGUCGCAUGCUUUUAACCACCAUGGGCAGCAUCAAGAGCAAUGAUCCCCUUACCAUCUGGGAAUUUGUUGGAUUGAAACUACAUGACAUGGUCGCAGAGGGGUUGAUCGAGGAAGAAAAAUUGGGAUCAUUCAAUUUGCCAUAUUAUGCAGCAAGUACAGAAGAAAUCAAAAGUGUGAUAGAAGCUGAAGGAUCUUUCAAGCUGCAGAACAUGGAGGUUUUCAACGUGGAUUGGGACGAUUACAUUAAAAAAGCCGACACCAAGCAGGUGGUGGACAAGACAACAAGAGCAACAAUGAUUGCAAAAGACAUUAGAGCAGUUGGUGAACCUAUUUUGGGCAGUCAUUUUGGUGAAGACAUCAUGGAUGACUUGUUUCGUAGGUUUAAAGAAGAUGUCUUUGACUACAUGGGAACACAUAAUGGUCAAUUUGUUAAUGUAGUUAUGUCAUUGAUAAAGAAGGAUAUAUAAUGUAUUUGAAGGUUUUUCAAAGAUGGACUGAUUGAUGGAUAUGAUUAAUGGGAAUCGAUUUUUAAGUAA